AUGGAGCUUGAAUACUGGAUUUUGGACAGCUCUGCUGUCAAUAGCUCCGACGGCGGCUACGAAAACACAUUUACCAAUACCAAAGAAACUGUGCGUUUGGAGAAAAAAAGCCAAAAACUUUUACAGAAGUUGUCCCACUCUAGUGGACCAAAAGUUCAACUACAAAAGGUUAAGACAGACUCCUUGGAACAUUUCCAAUUAGAAGCAAUGCCGCUGAAGUUCACUCCUAAACAAUACAACAUAAGAUGCCUACCAUGGCCUAAAAUCGAGAUUAGCGACAAUCUGCAAAACUUUCAUAGUCCAAAGGAGAAGUUAAAACUUGAAGAUGAAAGCAAAAGGCUAUUCGUCUGGUUAACUGACUUAUCGAAGUCUCAAAUUCAGCAUGAUCCUAUUGCUAGGCGCAAAAACCGAUUACAAGGGAGAGAAAGUUUUAAGAUUAAGUUUGAGUUUUUAACCAGCUGUAUCAAGCAAUGUUCGAAAAUAAAUAGAUGUGAAUUCAUGCCAAGUGUUUUGGGAACUCGUUUCAAGGAAACGCUAAGAGAGAAUAUUCCAAAGACAGUUUCGUUUGCAUUUGGUGAAAAAUUGAAGCUUGAGCACCACUUUUGCAAAACAGCCUCACUCGAGGACUAUAUCCUAGAGGCAACUGAAGUGCCUCUGCUUCCCCGAAUAUCUGCUGAAUUGCUACGAUGGCCAGUUCCCAGCGCCAAUCCAAAUGAACUCGUUUUUGAGAUGCUAAGAUCUCAGCUCUUCGAUUUAGAAUUCAAUAAAUUAGAGUUCUUCAAAAUGGAUAUCACUUGCACACAAAGUAACAAGAGAGCAAAAAUUAAACUACCUAAGAAUUGGAAAAUGUGCAAAUCCGAACUAAAACAAUGGGAUUGGAAUCCCUUCAAGCAAAUCGAGAAAACGGCUAUUGCUGAGAGCACAACCAGGGAAACCAUAGCGACAUAUGCCUUCAACCCCCCCAUUUUUGUGCUUGAGUUUCAUAAGUUCCCAUACAACUCAUUUGAUUUUAUCAAUUUGGAAGAAGAUACCUUCGGAAGUCUAAAGUUCGCCUCAGCGAGCCGCUUAGCUCCAACAAUGACGAAAAAGCCCUCUGCGACCUCCGAGAGAGAGAAAACAAUGGAUUCAACAAUAAAUUCUGAGCAUGAUAAUACUUCCAUGAUUCCUCACAAAAGAUCUUUCAUUGAUGACGAUCUAUUGACGAUUCUUCACUCGAGAAAGAGGAGUAGAAAACAUGACGACCAUUACACGAGUACGCCCUCUCAUGGAGCAACAAUGUUUCGUAUAAUGAACCAAGAAAUGAACAGAUACCAAGCGGUAGGAUCAAGUCCUGUGUCUGCUGCCUUAGAACCUCCGAAAACUCCUGCAAUACCGUUCGAGCCCGCCAAUGACCCAAGAAGAAUUCUAGUUAAUGCUACCAAGAUCAGGGAAAACCAUAAAAUCAUACAAUACCUCAGUAAUGAAACUCAAUUACAGCUAGUGGAACAAGAAUUGCCAUUGCAAUGUGAUUUCAUAAUUGAUGCCACAUCAUGUAUUGUCAUUGUCCAACUCGAUCUAUUCUUCCAGUUGCAAGCAGAUAAGACCAUGUUUUAUGAAAAUACACUUAAAUCACUUCUGAAUGAAUUUAAAACUGUAGUAGUUCUCAUAAAAUACCCAGUGAUAAUUGAUAUAGCAGAUAGAGAUGUCUUUUGGAAAAUAAGACUGUACCUACAACCACCAGAUUUUCAGCUUUUCUUAACAGAAGAAACACCACAAGAAAUUGGAAAGUGGAUUAACAUGCUCAGUAACGAGCCACUCAAUGAUCAACCGCUUGGUUCCCAUCCACUCCUUUUACUCCAUUUUAACAAGUUUUUAGUGCAAGAACUUCUCUCAAAAUACACCUUGAAAAAAAUCUUACUCAUGGCUAUCAAGAAUCAGAACAAAGAGCUGUCAUGUUUGCUUACAGACGCUCAAUUGAAGAGAAUACAGAAACUAAUGGCGCUUGGUUGGUGA
Messenger RNA from Zygosaccharomyces rouxii, 1992 nucleotides. RefSeq names its product Zip2p (gene ZIP2). The coding region runs from base 1 to 1992 and encodes 663 amino acids. The transcript has a single exon. NCBI's taxonomy places the organism in Eukaryota, Fungi, Ascomycota, Saccharomycetes, Saccharomycetales, Saccharomycetaceae. The record is from RefSeq and is a predicted model, not a curated record.